AUGUUCCGUGCCUCCGCCGGACCCGCCGACAGUGCCAUUGAUGACGACGGCGCGGAAGGACAGAAGGCGCCCCAAGGUGCAGUUGCCGCCCAGCAUCAGGGGAACGCGAGGGUGCAUGGGGAAGGUGGAAACGGUGGAGGAGGCGACGCAGAGGCAGGUGCAGGAAGGUUGGAAACGGAGAAGUCGUCGUCGUCGUCUGAGUCGGAGUCGGAGUCGGAGGAGGAAGACGAGGCGGUGAAGCGUAAGGACAAGGACGAGGAGGAGGAGGAGGAGGAGGAGGAGGAGGAGGAGGAGGAGGAGGAGGAGGAGGAGGAGGAGGAGGAGGAGGAGGAGGAGAAUAAGGACGAGAAUGAUCAGGGGAAUGAGGAAGAGAAGGAUGACGGCGCGGGAAAUGCUACGAGGUCGGCAGAUGUGGGGAAGGAGAAGGGCGAGGUCGGCGUGGAGGCAACGACGGGAAAUGGCCAGGAUGAGGCGGCCUGCGAGGGAGGUGGGAAGGUGUCGAUCGACGCCGGCGAAGGGGCGAACAACACGGGCGUGCAAGAGACCGGGGAAGCACCUAGUCGGCAGGGCCCUGAACUGGAUGACGUUGAGGAGCUGCGACGGGAGAACUGGUUGUUGCGGGCGGAGAACGCUCGGCUGGCGACGUUGCUCGAUGCGGAGCGGGCUCGGCCUGGACAGCUGCGAAACGCGACGGAGGCCAUGUCGGGCAACAUCACCGGCAGCUUUGACGAAGCGUGGAAGCCGAUGAAGACAUUCGCGGAACAGGCGACGGAGUGGUUGGAGGACUUCGACAAUCCGGAGGGUCGUGUCGCGUAUGCACGGGCGUUAGCGGUCUACGACUUGGCCGAACACGUAGAUUCGGUGGUGGGCGAUGCGAAGAAGGGGUUGGAAGAGUACGUCUCGAACCACCUUGCCUCCGCGCAGGUCAACAUCGCCACCGCUGUGCCACCCAAACUCGCCGUGCCGCCGCCGCCACCGCCUCAUCCCACGCCGCCCGCCAUCCUGGAAGAGCUUUUGAAGUCGUUCAAGGCCGACAUCCAGAAGGCGGUGACGGAGGCCACCCAGCAGUCUUUCGUUGCUUCCGGGAUGAAGAUGGGUGACAAGAUGAUCGGCAAUGUGGCGCCAGUCGAUUCAGGUGCGAACAAAGAUGGGGAGGCUGCUCCAGCUCCAGCAGCCCCGGCUGCCGCCAAGGGCGUCGCGAAGGCUGCUUCGGCUAAGGGUGAUGCCGUGGCAUCAGCUAAGGCCCCCCCUGGUGGUACCGCGCUCAGGGAGAUGCUCCGCCGCAUGGAGGCACAUAGCAGGGACGUGCAGCAGCAUCCCGUGGUCGACGCCGGCCUUCCUGGAACAGCACGUCGCUCCGUCACUACGCAGAUUGCCGGCAAGUCGUCCGGUGCCCCACCUGCCGCGCCUCCGGUGGCCGCCCCACCGCCUGCGGACCCCAAGUUCGCUUUUCUUUGCGCCCAUUUAGGCGCACGCAAAGCGGCUGCUCCGUCAGUGACCCAGCCGGAACUCGGCAAAAACGCGACGCCGACGUCGGUAAACGCGACCGCACCCACACCAGGUGCAUCUAUGGUCGAUGUGGCGGCGGAGAAGGGAGUGAGUGCAGCGCUCGCCACCGGCGGCCGCGCAGACAAGCAUGCCGAUCUCGCUGUCGUCAUGGCCCAUUUUGAGGUAGCAAAGCGCCCCGAGCACGCCCUUGUUAUGGCCAUCAUGCACCACGGCGCAUGUGGUGCCGUCGGCGACCCACGGAGGGGGUUCGGCGGAGCAGACGGCCGCAAUGGCUGCUGUCGCCGAGAGAAAUGCUGGACGGAAGGAAAAGGACGACAACGGGAAAGGGAAGGCGGUCUCUCAGAGGAGCACGCGGGCGAUGUCUGCGGGGAAGUUGAUAGGGAGAAGAUGGAGCUGGCCUACGAGCACGCGAUUGCGCUCGUCGUCUACGACAGCUACGUGAGCAAGGUGCUCAUGAAGGAGCUCACCGUCUUGAAGCCGGGGGAGUUGGAUAAAUGGAAGGAGGUGUGGGCGGAGGUCAAGUUCUUGCCGACUGGGAUGUACCGUGGGUACGCGAGUUCGGGUGAUGCGCUUCAUGACGUGCUCUGGCCGGCGAUCUGGUUCCCCAUCAUCGAGGACACGGAGGAAGGCAAGGAAGAGACGGACGCUCUCAUGUCGGCGAUGGUAAAUCGCGUGUCGAUGUGCGCGGCGUAUGGGAAGGUCGCGGCGAGCGCGGUGUUUGGGAAGGCCGACGCGAGCGUGGAGGGGAAGGCGGACGAGAAGACGGAGAUGGGGGGCCCAGGGAAGACGACGGCGAUGGUGGCAAGUGCGGGGGAGGCGAGGGCCGAGGACUUCAAGGAGGUGAUGCACGUGGUGAUCGACAUAGCACGCAGUAGGCAGGCUCCCGCGGGGGAGGUUGCACAUAACGUCGCGCCAUCGCUGCAGAGCCAGGCAGUGGCCAGGGCCUUCGCGAAGGGAGUUGAGGAAGUCGAGGCCGACAUGAUCGCAAGAGCGACAGUCAAGACCUUGGCGUUCUGGGGAAUGUGCCCCGUCGUCGGGCCCAAGCUCAAAGCGCAGGGCAUCGAUGUGCCGUGUGACGCGAGGAUGGAGUACGAUAUGGAUCACAGGGGGAGGAAGGGGGAGAAGGCCAAGCAGAGCAAGGGCAGCAGCAAUAGGAAGAAGGGCAAGCAGGGCAUGGGCAGUACGGAUGCGUAG
This is a messenger RNA of Closterium sp. NIES-65, 2703 nucleotides long. The record is from the annotation of a GenBank genome assembly. NCBI's taxonomy places the organism in Eukaryota, Viridiplantae, Streptophyta, Zygnematophyceae, Desmidiales, Closteriaceae.